AUGAUGCUCGUGGCCUACGCCUGCUACCUCUACUUCCAACUCAAGACGCACUCGCACCUAUACGAUGAUGUGUUGGCUGGGCUUCUGGGGCGUGGCUUCACUUUUCCCUUUCCUCUCUUUCCUCCGCCCCCUCCUUCCUUUCCUUCCCCUCUUUUCCCUCCUUCCCCUUCCUCUCCUUCCCUUGCUUCCCCUCCUUCCCCUUCCCCUCCUUCCUGUUCCACUCAUUCCCCUUCCUUUCCUGAUGGGGCGGAUGGGGACGACGAUGACGAUGAGGAGCAGGUGCUGGGGUUUUGGGGAAUGAUCAAGCAUUUAUUUCCACUCCUUUCUUCCAUACUCCCUUGUUUCUCCCUCCUCGUGUAUUCGCAGGACGGAGGGGAUGGUGAUGAUGAUGACGAUGAGGGGCAGGUGGAUCAUGGAGCAGCGGACGCAUGGGACACCCCAGUGGCGUUCAUCAAUGUCAUCUUGCUUUCCAUCGUGGGGAAUGUUGGAGCAGCGGACGCGUGGGACAUCCCAGUCGCGUUCAUCAGCUUCCCCUUCUGUGUGGUGGUGGGGUGGGCCAUGGGAGUGCCCAUGGAUCUCAUCUUCCAUCUCUUUGAGACCGCCACGCUCUACAUGACAGUGCUUGUCAUCGCCGCCCUGCUUCAGGAGGGAGAAAGUAGCUAUUUCAAGGGCAUCAUGCUGGUGCUGAGCUAUCUAAUCGACGCCGCCAGCUUCUAUGUGCACAACGAUAUUGAGGACCCAGACAACCCACUCCCCAUGGCGCCAGCUUCUGCUCCCUCGCCCAUGCCAUUCGGAGGCUGA
Closterium sp. Naga37s-1 is the source of this 801-nucleotide messenger RNA. The record is from the annotation of a GenBank genome assembly. NCBI's taxonomy places the organism in Eukaryota, Viridiplantae, Streptophyta, Zygnematophyceae, Desmidiales, Closteriaceae.